AUGGCCAACCGUGUGCACCGAAUCACCAUGUUCAAGCUCCCCAGCAAGGACGAUCAGGCUAAGCUGCUGGACCAGUACCACAAGCUUGAUGCCGCUCAGCAAAGGGACGGCAAGCCUUAUAUCCUCUCCAUGGUCGUCGGUGCCGCUGAUGAGGAUGCUCGAUCUCAGGGAUACACCUUUGUCUCCAAAACUGAAUUUGCCAGUAUGGACGACAUGAAGUACUAUGAUGAUGGCUGCCAAGCUCACCAGGCGCUGAAGGAUUUUGUCAAGGGCAACCUCAGCCCCGAGGGUGUCAUGACUGUUUACUUUAAGCCCCAAGCUAUCGGUGGUGCUGACCACUCUUAA
Molecule: messenger RNA, 345 nt
Organism: Fusarium coffeatum
Lineage: Eukaryota; Fungi; Ascomycota; Sordariomycetes; Hypocreales; Nectriaceae
Exons: 2
Coding region: 1-345 (114 amino acids)
Source: RefSeq, a predicted model, not a curated record